Messenger RNA from Orcinus orca (killer whale), 1390 nucleotides. RefSeq lists its product as uncharacterized. NCBI's taxonomy places the organism in Eukaryota, Metazoa, Chordata, Mammalia, Artiodactyla, Delphinidae. The coding region runs from base 1 to 1128 and encodes 375 amino acids. The transcript has a single exon. The record is from RefSeq and is a predicted model, not a curated record.
AUGUGUGGCUGGGGGUUGGCUGCUCACCGAAAGGAGGGAGGGAGGCUCUGUGUCUUUUCUGUGAACGUGGAGCACCUACUCUGUGCCCCAGAGAGGGACCAGCUCAAAGCCUUGGGGGCAGGAAGACAGGAGCUGAAGGCCGCUGGCAGAUGGGUGGCCAGAGGCAGAUGUGCACCUGAUCUGUCUUCUCUCUCCCCCUUUCUAGUGUCUUCACUGUAUUUUCUUUUAAAAAAACAACAAAAAGAUGGGGGAAAAAAAACCACUCGAACAAAAAGAAACAAAACCCAGCACAAAACCAACGAUGGAUUCUAUUUCGAGUCUUUUUUUUUUUCUUUUUUUUUUCUUUUUUUGCCAAUGGCAAGAAGAUGGGAUGCCCUCGGCAUAGAGGAUCCUCGUCCCUUCGCACUUCCCGCUGCCCACAGCCUUCAGGCUGCCAAACGCUCCCAGACAUCAGGCUCCACUCGGCGGACGCCACGGCCCUGCCACGGCCGCCGCCUGACAUGGCUGGGAGGGGGACACUUCUGCACUGGAGCUGCAGCAGGUCCUCACGGGCCCUCAGGAGGUGGCCUGAGGAGCUGGGGGAAUGGAUUGGUUGGUCAGAGGCUGGUCCCACUGGGUAUCCAUGAGCCUUGGGACCACGGGAGACGUGUGCAGCCCCACCCCCCUGAGAUGACGGCCGCCGACUUUCUGUGUUGGGCUUUUGCCAGUGCCCCCCUCAGCGUUUGGGUCCCUUCUUUGCCUGUCCACAGAGACCUUGAGGAGGGGGUGGUGAGGCAGGGGGGCCAGGAGUCCUUGUGGGCGUGUGUGUAUGUAUCUGACCUGUAUCUCCCAGGACAGCAGGUGUGCCGCCCACCUGCCAGGCCGACUUUGUGUUCUCAUGCCCCUGACGAGGACAUGGGGGUGGGCGGUGACCUCCAUGCCCCUCAAGGAGGGCACAGAGGGUCUUUGACACCACCGACCCCUGAGACUGUCAUCAGCCUGUGGUCCCCCUUUUCUGGUCUUAGGGCAGAAUCUGUGGAGACUCCUUCCAGAAGGCAUCUGGCUCCUGGGUUAUACAUUAAUUCCCUGGUCCUGACACUCACCUGGGGUCAGGCCUGGGCACUGGAUUUAUCCAUCCUGCCUAGUUAACACUCGUUUUUACUUUAUUUUUGUUUGUUUUUUUCCAUGUGUGUAUUUCCUAAUUUAUUUACCUCUGUUUCCCCUUUAUUUUCUUUUUCUUUUUUUUAAUUAAAGAGCAAACCUUUUUAUUACUUUGUAAUUUAAAAAACAAAAAAAAUACUGAUGAACUUUGGGGGGAAUUUUGUACUUUUUUCCUGUGUAAAUAUUGGACUUUUUUGAGCUUUAUUGUGGUUGUUAAUUUGAAGUAAUAAAGUAGAAAAGGAUAAAGUGA